Messenger RNA from Aspergillus puulaauensis, 1005 nucleotides. RefSeq lists its product as uncharacterized. The transcript has 2 exons. NCBI's taxonomy places the organism in Eukaryota, Fungi, Ascomycota, Eurotiomycetes, Eurotiales, Aspergillaceae. Bases 1 to 1005 code for a protein of 334 amino acids. The record is from RefSeq and is a predicted model, not a curated record.
AUGGAGGAGAUUCGAGAUACCAUUCAAAAGCUCAAGCACCUGUCCGAUACGAGUGAUGCAAAUUUCAACUCCACAACGGAUGGGAAUGAAGCCGCAAUUGAGGCAACCAAGAGCCGACUGAACGAAAUUGAGACAGGGCAGAAGGACAUGGCCAAGUUGCUGGACGAGCUGCGUGGGAAAAUUGCAGAACAGCAUGUGAACAGUCCACAAGAAGAAAGGGGAAAAUGGGAGAGCCUCGACAAGCAAGUCCAAAAGGAGAGUACAUCAUUGAGAGAGACAACCAGGACAACCAGAUCAACCACAGAGGCCCUGCAAUCUACUGCAGCGACCCUUAAUUGCUGCGCCAAUGUCACGAACAAUCAGGAACUUGGCACAACUGCUGCCGGGAGGAUUAUCCAGGAAUCUUUGCGGGGCGUUGACCGUCUGCCUAGACUUAGGAGAGGAGAGCGCUCAGCUGCGGUGAGGGGACCAGCCCUAAGUACAGGACCAACAAGGCGACCCCCGCGACGCGUUCGAGCACCCCUGCUACCACCACCUAUGGUAGCGCGUCAAAUCCCCACAGGUACGAUCCCGACAUCAGAGAAUCCACCUCCCCUGCCACCACGAACGGUGAGCCAAGGCUCGGGCGUAACGCGACCGGAUAUACUAGAACCUCUUCGGGAUCCUUCUACAGUGACUCCAAUAGAGGAGUGCUUGCCAGAUUUGCCACCACGGCCACCACCAUCCCUCCCAACAAGAAGCGAUCCGGGAUCUUAUACGUUUGACAGGCGUGGGGGAGUAGUAUCACCUCCAUCUCUGGACAUUCCGACGCCAAGUACACAAAGGUCACGGCUGUUCUCGUCUAGCUCUACAGGCACCGAAUCUAGUGCCAUGUCGGCCUUGGUAUCAGAUCCGCCCAGCUUACCUCCAUCCUCGCCCAGAAUUCCACCCACAAAACCAUUAAAACCUCGACACCUUAAAUCAAAGGCUGCAGUAGGCUUAGAGGGUCAUAACAACAAUAGUUAA